Molecule: messenger RNA, 222 nt
Organism: Prunus armeniaca (apricot)
Lineage: Eukaryota; Viridiplantae; Streptophyta; Magnoliopsida; Rosales; Rosaceae
Source: the annotation of a GenBank genome assembly
AUGGCAAAUAACAAAAUUGGACUCUCACCACGCACACGUAGGAAACAUAGGGCUGCACAUACGAGAGAGAGAGAGAGACAGAGGAGUUUUAUGCGAAGUGUGAGAGGGUGGGGAGGAGGGAUGGUGACGCGAUGGGUUUUGGGUGGGCGGAGGAGGCUACUGCGCAGUAAGGGUUUAAAGUUUAGGGACAUACAAAGUGACCAAGAUUAUAAAGUUCUGUAG